AUCAGAUGAUCCAUGGUUGACCAAGUUUAUCAUGGCUGAAAGUGCUUAUGAAGAAGCAUAAUGUGAAAACGUAUUAGGGUGUUGUUUAGUCUUCCCCUACGGCCGUGUAGGUGGUUUGGUAGAGUCUUGAGGGAGUGAUGGGGUCUCAGAGUGUGGAAAUACUACGCCAAGGAAUAUGGGCGUCGAUCACAGGCGGCUGGUUCUACGACCCUCAUCAGGAUGUCUUCUGCAACACCUUCCACCUGUACCUGUGGCUCUACCUGGUCUGUGCGCCCUUCUCUAUAUACAUGUACUGUGGAUGGUCGGUGGCGGGGUGGCUGGCUCACUUGGUAGUCCUGUCGAUGGUGGUGGUGGCCAUCAAGGUAAUGAACCAUCUCCUUCACCACAUGUUUGACACAACAGACUGUCUAGAGGAGGAACUCAGGCCUGCCAUUCCCGCCACCACAAACAAUGAUGCCUCUACACCUGUCCAUUAUCCUAACUCGGCCCCACCAGCUCAGCAGAUUAGUCAGUCUUUUGAGGCAAUAGAGAUGCAGGUAGUAAGCAGUAAGGGUGGUGAAAGUGAGACCCCGCCAGUGGGUUGUAGCUCUCGCAACUCCAUCAUGGAAGCUCCCGGGACACACACUACUCAGCCCCCAGCAACCAUAGACUUGAAGGCAGAUGUCCACCACAAAGACAGCUCAGGGAGUGAAGAGGGAGCAAAAUGUGAGGCUGCUGCUCUGCCAUCCACAUCCAAAGACACUCAGGACACCACUGGACGAGAGAAGAGGAUAAGAGAGGGUUGCAGUAGUAUGGGGGCUGGACCUUCGAGCAGCAGCCGGGGGCUGUGUGUUUCAGAGGGCACGUUGGCCAGUGUCUCUGAGAUAACCGAGUCUCUCAACCAUCCCAUUAUUGCCAAACACUCUCAGUCUUUGGGUUGGUGUGGUGGGGAAGAAGGAUCUGUGUCAAAUAACAACAACAAUAAUAACAACAACAACAGCACAAACAAUAACAGCAGCAGUGCCAGUGGCAGCACACACAGCAACAGCAGCAGCAGCAGCAGUAGGGGUCAUAAGCGUCUGAGAAGAAAUGCAGCAUCGUCUGGAUCUAUUACCACAACCUCCCUUUGUGAUGCUCAUUCUGUAGACAUUGUAUAUUCCAAAAGUGCCAAAGGAGAGAAGGCAAGUAGCGUUCACUAUCGCGCUGGGAUGCACCAUGGGAGUACCUCACUGGGGUUAGAGAGUGGGUCUGGAGUAGCUGCUGCAUCCUCUACUGCACCAUCUCCCACCUCAUUGCCUUCUGCUGCUGAGCCACCCUCACACCCAGUCAGCUUGGAGGUGAUCAUAGGGGACGAUAACAAUAGGAGGCAGCACCACCAUCACCGUCACCAUCAUAGCAGACAUCACCACCACCAACCCCACCAUCGUUUCCAUCAACAUCCUCCUCACCACCACAACAGGAAGAUGUCUCUAGCACCCCCAGCCUGUGGUCGAGAGCCAAGCAACAUAUCAGUCAUUGAGGAAAGAAACAACAGUUGUGAUACAAACAGUGGUAGCUGCUGUACUGUCAACAGUGAGGGUGAAACGGACGAAGAGGGGCCCAAUAAAGGCUCUCACUCGCCUUUGUUGACACGGCAUCAGAGUUUGGAAGGGAAGAGCUCAGGGUGUCGCAGAGUUCGCUCAGGCAACUCGAGGCUGGCACCCACCCCUCGGAAUUCCGGUCGUGCGUACCAGCCUCUGGUGUUUCGUAGCAGCUCUGCAAUAGCAAAAUUUCGAGAUAAGACAAAAGUAGAAGGGGACAAUUAUAAAGUGUGUACACUUACCUUUGAAAAUAUUUAUGCAGAUGAUGAGAGUAGUUCAGACACAUUAAGCGUUGUGAAAUUGUCCAGCAGCUCCGAUGAAACAUUGAGUAGUGUAGCAGAUCGGUUAAGUCUACAUAGGCAGUCUUUAAGUAAUCUUGACUGUGAUAAUGUUAACUCUAAGUGUAGUGGGAAUGGGAACUGUGGUGAAUCUCCAGGAAACAUGGAGGGAAAUCAUGAUGAGAAUUCUCACCAUAGAAGCAGAGAGGAAGUUGUAGUGGACUUAGAAGAUGCCCCUACCAUUCCACAACAUGCUGGAGAUGAUUCCUCAGUAGUGACAGACGAACAUAGGGCAUGUAGUGUAAGAAAUUCUCAAGAACUGCUAGUUAGUGAUGGUGUUGAGAGUAGAUCAUCUAGUCCAGGAUUAGACUGGCUUUUUUCACAUAGUGACUCAGAUUCAGAAUUCGCUGAUGUUGCUCGUGCUCCCAGUGAACGCAGUGACCAGAGAAGGCGUUCUUCACAGCAAAGUGAUGAGGAUAGCUGGAAUAUAAUAUGGUCUUCACCAGAAAGUCCCACUGAAGCAUGUGCUGUCUCUUAUCCACACCCUGCCAGCCAGUGUGGUACGGCUUGUCAGGGUGCUAUUCCUAAGAAACGGAGGCAGGGUGUAGUAGUAGAGGAGGUAGAGUCUAGUGGAGGAGGUGAACACAACAGGGAAGCAUCUGUUACCAUGGAAGAUCUAGUUCGAAGACUCUUGGAUAUUCUAAACAGUUCUCUCCACGAUCCUCAGCAGUGCCAUCGGGACAUUCAAAAGCUUGUGGUGCUGAAACAAAGGUUGGAACAAGAAGGGGGUAUUGGUGAAGCUAUCAAGGGUGGGCAGGGACCACUAACUGGGGCUUCAGAAAACUCAACACUAAACAACAAACCCAGUGAGAAGCCAGUGGAAACACACCUGUAUAGAAAGCCAGCAGUACGCAGGAGAAGACACGUUGCGGGCAACGCCACAUCACCACCCACUUCUCCCAGUGAUCCCCCAGAUAUUUCUUCCUUACUCACUACUACAAUAACCACUUCCCUCACCACCACCUUCACCACCAGUCUCACCACUACCCUCUCACCAGCAUAUCAAGAAACUCACAGGAACCAUGUACCAUAUAGAAGCAGUCAUUUUUCGCCACUAGCAAGGAGUGGAGGUGACAGUGAUGAUGAUACCAAGAAUCGCAGAACUGCAGUUGAGAAGAAGUUGGAAGGCAGAGGAAAUACAUCAUUAUUUCCUGGCAGUUCUUCUCUAGGAGAUGGAGGCCCACCCCUCUCUGCACUGUCUUCGCUAUCCUCUCCUGGGACUCAUCUUGCAGUUUCCCAUGAAGACACUAGUGAUGGAGCUGUUCAUUGUUUUCAGGAUGAAAGAGGAAACUGGUUUACUUAUACUUUCAAUGACAGAGGAGUGAGCACAGCUUCCAGUGUGAUGCCCGUAAGUGACAACAAGGUUUUAACGAAGCUCCUGCGGCGGACAAGCAAUAGUCUUCAGGGGUCAAGUCAGAACAAUUGUAGUCAAAGCACCCCAGGGGCUCUGACACGGGGUGAUGGCUCACUCAGCAGUUCCUCCAUGUCUCUCUGCUCAGGGCUUACUGUUAUACUGGAUAACCAUUUCCCACCUGCUUCCUUGCCAUCUGCCUGGCCAGAGAUAUGCAAAGCUCCUACCAGUAUGGCAUCGCCUAUAUCUGAUCCAGCCAGUAGUUCAGUGUUAGUACCAACUUCUUUGACUGUACGCCGUAGAGGAUCUUCACCACCCGUUUCAACAGCUUCUGUUAAUUUAAGAGAUCAAGAUAGAAGCAACCAGGAUGGCUCAAGUGACCCUGAUCCAAUACCUAGAGUAACGGUAGGACCCAGAGGUGGUCGGGACCUGCCAUUGUUAUCCUCUGAAACACGUCAUCAUUUGCAACUUCUAAGUAUAGGGGCCCCGCAUAAUCCUCUACAACUAUUCACAAAUGCACUGUUUGAGCGUCGACGCUCUAGCAACCGUCCGGGCACCGCUGCAGGUUCCAUCAUUACUUCCGAGGCCUUCGAGAACAUAAGUUUGCCUCACGGGCUUGAUAUGGAUGUAGAUCUGGGACUCUCCUCUAACAAACUUAAGUUUCCUGUUACAGCACCACAAACUAUACAAUAUUACAAAUUUAGAGUUUUUGGAAAUAAAUCAAUGAAGAUAAAGUUUGAUAGACUCUUUUUGUUAGCAUUAUUAGACAGAAAUGUUACAUUUUUAGAAAAUUUUAUUUGUAUUUUUCUUGCCAUUUUUGUAAGCAUAUUAGGAUGUAUGAUUCUUCACAAAGAGUUCUAUCAGGAGCUAAGUGUAUUUAUUUUUUGUCUUGUAAUGGCAAGCUGUCAAUAUUCUCUGUUUAAGAGUGUACAGCCUGAUGCAGCCUCUCCCACCCAUGGUUAUAAUCGUGUUGUUCUCUACAGCAGACCAGUGUACUUUAUUAUAUGCUGCAGUGUCAUACUCCUAAUACAAUUAUACUUAGAUAGUAGCCAUUCGUGGCCCAAGUUCAUUCUCUAUGGAAUUGACUUUACCAAUCGUGUUAUGUUAGAACAAUGUAGAGACUUGUUAUUACUAUUUAUAUUGUGUUUCCCUAUCAUCUUCAGUUUGGGGCUCUUGCCUCAAGUGAAUACCUUCCUCAUGUACCUUCUAGAACAAACAGACAUCCACAUAUUUGGUGGUAAUGCAACCACCAGCCUUACCUCAGCCCUAUAUUGCGUGGGUCGCUCGGUUCUCAUGGUGCUCUUCCUGUUUGGCUUUGCGUAUGGUGGACUCCGAGAGCCUGUGGCCCAAACUCAGCAUAUUCUUUACUCAAUAUUUUGUGGUCUGACUGUGGCUUUCAGUUAUCACCUGAGCCGCUCGGCAUCAGAUCCCACCACCCUCUGGCGCUUGAUACAACAACAUAUGUGGCCGGAGGAGCUGCGGCGGGAGACAGGAACCAGCAACCCUCAGCCUCCACAAGAAGUGGAUGAACUCACUGAUCCGCUGCCAGAGAAGUUGCGCAACACUGUUCAUUCCCGUUUGGUGCAUGAUGCUAUUAUGUGUACUGUCAUGGCAGUGGCAAUAUUUGCUGUGCACUCCAGUACUGUGUUCACAGUGCUCUUAGAUGGAGAGAGUCCUGAUCUUUUCACAGUACUUUGGAUAUUUGCAAGUCUGUUUGGCUUUUUUAACCACUAUGUUAUACCACAGUUGAGAAAGCAGUUACCGUGGCUGUGUGUGGCACAUCCUGUGUGUAGAACUCAUGAAUAUAGUCAGUUUGAAGUAUAUGAUGCUGCCAAAGUUAUGUGGUUUGAAAAAGUGUAUGUGUGGUUGUGUAUUUUAGAAAAGAACAUUGUAUAUCCUGUACUUUUUCUCUGUGCCUUAACCAAAGAUGCACCUACAUUGGUUGAAAGGUUUGGUCUCAACACUGGGACACUGAUUACUGUAAUAUGUGGCGUCAAGUGUUUACGUAGUGUAUAUUCACAGCCACAGUUUCAAUACCUCAUACUGGCAUUUGCCAAGCUCUUCUUCAACUGGGAUUUUAAGGGAAAAUCUGAAACAUUUUUGGUGGACUACUUUGUGAUGGGGAUAAUUUUUACAAGAGUAUAUGAAUUUCUCCUAAAAAUGAAAUUUAUUGUGACAUACAUAGCACCCUGGCAGAUCACUUGGGGUUCUGCUUUCCAUGCAUUUGCCCAGCCAUUUAGUGUUCCCCACUCAGCCAUGUUGUUUGUACAAGCUGCAGUUUCUGCCAUUCUGUCCACCCCACUCAAUCCAAUCCUUGGCUCAGCCAUCUUCAUCACCUCCUACAUCCGCCCUAUCAAAUUUUGGGAGCGUGACUACAAUACAAAACGGGUGGACCACUCCAACACACGACUUUCAUCUCACCUGGAGCGGAACCCAGGCUCAGACGAUAACAACCUUAACUCCAUAUUCUACGAACACCUUACCCGAUCUCUGCAGCAUUCACUCUGUGGAGACCUACAGAUGGGUCGUUGGGGAGCCGCUAGCCAAGGAGACUGCUUUGUUCUGGCUUCAGAUUACCUCAACUGUUUGGUCCACAUCAUUGAGCUAGGCAAUGGCCUUGUAACAUUCCAAAUGCGUGGUCUAGAAUUCCGUGGUACCUAUUGCCAGCAGCGGGAAGUGGAGGCUAUUUCUGAAGGAGUAGAGGAAGAUGCAGGGUGUUGCUGUUGUGAGCCAGGUCACCUGCCACACCUACUAAGUGCUAAUGCAGCCUUCAACCAACGGUGGUUGGCCUGGGAGGUGACAGCCACAAAAUAUGUCUUAGAGGGCUAUUCCAUCUCUGAUAACUCAGCUGCAUCCAUGCUGCAAAUAUUUGAACUCCGAAAGAUUCUCAUAACGUAUUAUGUGAAGAGCAUCAUCUUCUAUGUGGUACGCUCAACAAAGCUCAAGGAAUGGUUAGAAAAAUCAGAAAUAGACGCUUCCUUAUCUCAUACUCGUGAUAAAAAGUUUGUGGACUUAGAUCCCAUCUUUAAUUUAAACAUAGAUGAAGACUACGACUUUAAGGAGUCUGGCAUCACAAGGACGAGUUUCUGCAACGUUUAUCACGAGUGGAUUGUGUACUGUGUGACAAGGAAAGAUAGAAACAACCAGGAACACAUUGAGAGUAGCAGAGAGUCGCAACUCAUAUCCUUGUGCUUGGCUCUCAGCCUGUUAGGUAGACGAGCUUUAGGUGCUGCCUCACACAACGCCAUGUCAAGUGUUGACUUCUUUCUGCACGGCCUUCAUGCACUCUUUAAGGGUGACUUUCGUAUUACCUCUAUGAGGGAUGAGUGGGUGUUCUCAGAUAUGGAGUUACUAAGAAAGGUGGUUGCACCUGGGGUUAGAAUGAGCCUUAAGCUCCAUCAGGACCAUUUUAUGCUACCUGAUGAGUAUGACAACCAUGAGUCCCUAUACAAUGCCAUCCUGGAGCAUGAAGCCCACCUAGUCAUAUCACAUGAAGGUGACCCAACCUGGCGUAAUGCUGUGCUCUCUGGCAAGCCUUCUUUGCUGGCCCUCAGGCAUGUUAUGGAUGAUGGUGCUGAUGAAUACAAAAUUAUAAUGCUUAAUAAAAGGCAUUUAUCCUUCCGAGUAAUCAAGGUGAACCGUGAGUGUGUGCGGGGCCUCUGGGCAGGACAGCAGCAAGAGCUAGUGUAUCUUCGUAAUAGGAAUCCAGAGAGAGGAUCUAUCCAAAAUGCCAAGCAAGCUCUACGUAAUAUCAUUAAUUCAUCUUGUGAUCAGCCCAUUGGCUAUCCAAUAUAUGUGUCACCCCUCACGACCUCCUAUGCUGACACUAACGAGCAGAUAAAAGGUGUUAGUGGUGGUCCCAUCAGCCUGACGCUUAUCAAAGAAACAAUUAUUAAUGUUUGGAAAAGAGUGCGAGAGAGAUGCGGUGAAGGCUGCUCCAGUGGCAGCUCUGGAUUAAAUGACGAGUGUGGUCGAGCUGUUGACCCUCAUCAUGGCAACAUUCCACUUCACCAAGUUUUAACUACUGUUCCUGCAAGUUUAGGAUCUGGUGGUAGUCAAGAUGGCUCCCAGGUUGGAGGUCUGAGCUUGGUAACAGCUACAGGAAGUUUAGGUCAUGGAAGUCUAGGACGUGGUGGUUCACUCUCCCGUGGCUCACUGCAUGCCAACCGUGGUUCGAUUGUUUCAACUGUUUCCUCAUUAGUAGGCCCUGCAAAUAAACAGUCGACUUCUACAUUAGCAAGUUUGGCUGGUCUUCUCUCUGACACUACAGCUGGACUUUCACGGCUAGAUCCAAGGGACAGGGAUGGGAUGAGUGAGGGGUCAGCUAGUAGCAAAGAUCGGGACUGGAGUGGCCGAGAUGUUUCUCUGCAUAGUGGGAGAGAUGGAGGCUCAAUUCACAGUGGCCGUGAGGGCUCUCUCCACAGUGGUAGAGAAGGAUCUUUACAUAGUGGAAGAGACGUAUCUCUCCACAGCGGACGUGAUGGUUCCCUCCCAGGCGGGGAGAAGCGAGUUCGUCAGGGAUUAUCAGCAAGCAGCCGAAGCACUCCUACAUCAUCACUCUCUACUCCUGCCAGGGAUGCACCAGCAGUGCCAGUUGUGAUGGGGUCCAGGGACUCUCACUUGCGAGAUGCAAGCUGGGAUGCUUCAAGCUUGAGAGAGGACUGUGGCACCUUGCAUGAGGAAAGCGAAGAAAAAUUUACCACUCCUCCUCCGCCAGACAAGCAUGUACAGCGAGUUCGGAUAAUAGAUGCCAACCAAGUUUAUGACACCUUGAAUUUAGGUCGUCGUAUAGAUGUGAUGUGGCCAGAUGAAGGGAUGCGCAAGAGAGGUGGAAGAAGUUUUUGGGGUCACUGGGUGCCAGUGGAGGGCAUGGAGGGACCUGUUGUUCACAUGUGGACACCACACCACCUGGACCCCCGUCUUCGCUCACAUGUGGAUCGUAUCAUUCUCCUAGUUCAGAUUGAGGAUAAGUUUGUUCCGGUUGCCCAGAGUGCUGUACAAGACCUUGGGGCAGAAGUCUAGACUGCACUUCUCUUGUUACUGACUCAAAAUUGUAAUAGUACGAUUGUAAACAAUUCAUGGAGUGAACAGGAUUCAAAACGACUGCAAGCCAGUCCUAAAACUAGCGGGCCUGCGCUUUAACCAUUGUACCAUGCUGGCCUAAUAAGGUUCGUCCAACUAGGUAUAGUUCUAUACACUAGGAAGGUUAGCAAGGGCACCACUGUGACCUCAAAUGCAGGAUUUUACAGACGAAUCUCACACCAACAUGGCUGUGGCAAGAUCUAGCUCAAGAGAUUUUUAUGUUAAACAUCACCUAUAGCAGUCACCGCUGUUUGCUCUGACAAUAGCCUCCCUUUUCAUGUUUAAAAAAUUUGAGCAUGUAUGGAGAAUUUAUUAAUCUAAUUUGAUAAAUUUUAUUAAUUGUUAAUAUUUAUUUAAAAAUCUUUUAUUAGAACCCUUUUAAAAGAUUUUAGAUAUUGUGCUAGGGGAAGAAGACAUAAAGCAUUCUUAAAUCAAAAAUAUGUCUGGACUUCAGAGAAAGAAAUAUUGGUAUGGUAGGUUGCAGUGUGACAGAGGCAGAUGCAUAUUAUCAUACCUCAUCUCCCGUAUUUCGUGUGCUUCCGUGCAUAAUAUAAUUUUGUAACUGAAAAACCACUGCACUGUAGAAGCUCUGAUUUCAUAUUGAUAUAUGAUAUGAAGUUUUCAGAAUACUUAGAGGUGUGCACGAAGUAGACAAAGUGCGCCAAAAAUCUUGGUAUCUAUCACCUUAUCCAUUUGUUACGGAGCUAACCGGCAGCCUUCCAGGAGAAAGUAGUAAAUUUAUUCACAUUGAAAUAAUACAGUAUGUUAAGCAUGGAUGAAAGACUUUGAACACUAGCAGGUACUACUCAGUACACUACUUGUUCUUAAGAGAAGUCUCCAGUGCUCAAAUUGUAAAUACUACAUACUAGGUACUUUAUUGUGGGGGAGGGGGGUGGAGUAGAGUCUGAUGUAUAGUCAAGAACAGUCAUUGCUUCAUGAAAACAAACAUUCUUAACAUAGUGAUAAUUUAUAUUGUACAUAUUGGUUCUUAGAUCAAUUGCAAAGUGAUACUGCUCAUCAGAAGUAGAACUGAAAUAAGUACCAGUAGUUUGUGUUCUCUCAGUUUCUCCUGGUAGAUUGUCAGUGCACUCACAUCAAGGUGAUGUAGGUAAAGUUAGAUUAAAUUUUUAAUUAAUAUGAAUAGCACAUUUUUUAAUAAUAAUUUUUGACUUAAGAACUUUAUACAAGUUAAACUUCGUCCAUCCUAUGAUUUACUUUCCUUGUAAAUGUGCCUGCCUGUGACACUUAUUAGUCAAGUAUCCUGGCAGUCAUUUUAUUCAGUACUGUACUUCCUAAAGCACAUUUAUCUUUUAGGAUAAAUCUUGAAAGCAUGUGAACCAUCCAGCUAGAAUGUAAAACAUAAACUAUGAUGAGUCAUACAUAGGAACUCUGUUAGGUGAGCCUACUAUGUUGUGAUAAUAAGCAGGAGAGGGCAUCUGUGACUUAAUACAGUAAUUACAAUGAUGACAAGUACUGUACUUACCCAUUUAUGGUGGAUCUCUUGUGAAUGAUUUUCUUUUGUGAAGCAAACAUUAAUGGUCUUUGUCUUUCAAUUUGUUGGUUCAUGUCUUCAUGAUCACAAUGUUGAAAGAUGGUGCUGUGUAAUACUUUCUAGAGGCUUCAGCCUUGCCAUUCCAAAGGAUGUUUUUAUUCCUAUGAGGGUAACAUGAGGGAUUUUUUUUGUAUCAGCUGUCUUAUGACUUCCAUUCACUGUAGUGAGACUUUUAAUUUAGUCUACCUAAAACAUAUGCAGUGAAUAUAGUUUUGUUCUCAGUAUAAAAAAAAUGUCUACAGUUGUGGAGAAACCAGUGUGAUAAUAAGGUUUUUGUUUAUUUACUUUGAAGAUAUUUUUCUUUUUAAUGAUCACAGAUACACAGACUUUCAGUGUGAAGUAAUGUAUACACACUUGAAACAAAUGUCAGUUUCCUUGAUCUAAACAAGAGGUUCUACCUUUUAUAAUUAUUAGUAGACAUUUUUCUUUGUUAGAAAUGGCAUAGCUGAUAUACAGGUACUUUCCUUACGAAUACUAUACCAGCUUGUAACUGAUUGCUACACUGUACUUAUAAUUGAUUGUUGGGUAUUUGUUUUUUCAUAAUUAACUUAACAAUAAUUAUACAUAGGAUAGUGUUUUGGAUUUUUGUCAUGCUUGUCAGAAAUUGCCAAACAUCUGAAACUUUAUAUGCAACACUGAUUUUGGAUAUAUUGAUAAGAAAAGGCUGAAAACAUCUGCUGAAACUUUGUUGCUUAUUAGUUAUCUCUGACAUUGUAAUUGUUAAUCCAUGAUUCACUACCACAUGUGUAUAACAUCACAAUAACACACAAAAGUAACUGACAUAUAGUGGUGUGGGACACACAGCUGAAUGGGUCUGGAGCUUCCUUCUGUCUGACCAUUUGUGUAUUUCAUAUCUCAUUUGUUUACAAAAAGGAAGAAUCUUUGCAAGUAUUUUGAGUAACUAGCUGACUUACCAUUUUUGAGCAUUAUAGCACUUGACAGAAAUUUUACAAAUAUUUUGCUGAUAACUUAGCUGUUACACUCUACCUUUUACAUUCCUACUGGUAAGUACUUGCAACAGUAUUUUAGCAUUUUUUUACUGCCAAUAAUCAAUUCAAGGUUUCAUACAGAUGUCUGUAAGUCUCUCAAAUGUAGCAUACUUUUAGUAGUAGUAAUUGCUUCACUUUUAUGAUAGUGAAACUAGUAUGUUAAAUUCUUUUAUGUAUGUUUCAGGUUCUCUUUAAGAGGCAUCUUAUGCUGAAAGGUACCUAAAAUGUGUGGGUAACAGUCUGCUCAUAGCUAAUCCCUCAAGGCUCAGGAGGAGUUUCUAAGGAGAAUAUGGCAACAAAAAAUAAAUUAAUAUACUUACCUACAAGGGGUGUGCUAAAGUAUCAGUAUCAGCUCAUUUUUAUGGUAUCGGUAUCAGCUUAAAAUUGAGUAUUUUUAAUUGUAUCAGUGAGUAUUGGUAAAUUUUGACAGUAUUGGUAUUAGUAUUUGUGGAUAGGGACUUAAUUUUGAAGGUAUCAAUAUCAGCAAAAAUUUUAGUGUCAUCACAUCCCAAUUGCCUACCAUGAAAUGCAUUUACACCUUGUAGAACAUUUUAUAUAUAUUUUCUAACUGCUGUACUUCUAUCUGCAUUUUUAUUUUAUAAAAAACUUCUAGUGUAACAGAUUCAUAUUUUUGUAUGUACUAGUUGAAUUAUGUAAUGGUAUUGAACCCUUUCACUUUCCAGACCCUCAAAAUUAAUAUUGCUCGCAGUGUCCACUUUAAAAAAAAAAAAAUUCUGAACGUAAUGACACUAAAAAUAUGAUAUUUGAUGGAAAACUUACAGAAUUAUGCAGGUGCAAAGUUAGCAAUCUGGGGGCAGUUUAUGCAUCGGCCAUUUCACCCAUUUUGAUCAAAUUCUUAGCUAUUUCACUAGUAUGCCUUCCAUUCUAUCAGUUAAACACAAGAAACUGCCCAUUCAGCUACUAGCGCUACCCCAUCAAGUGUAGAAGAGUCAGUAAUUUGGCCAAUUUUACACAAAAAAUAUACCAAUUUUAAAAAUAGAGUGCAAAAUCAACAAUGUAGACAUUUCUGGAACUAAAACAAUAUUUCCUCUGUGAUCUAAGUGUAAGUAGAAGUAGCAAGACAUACCUGAGAUCUUGCAUGUUUAUGAGACAAAAAAGACACCAGCAAUCCUACCAUCAUGUAAAACAAUUACAGGCUUCUGUUUCACACUCACUUGGCAGGACAGUAGUACCUCCCUGGGCAGUUGGUGUCUGUCAACCUAUUACCAAAUUGUAAGAGUUAAAAAAUUUAGCUAGAUUUUUUUUUUAACCUUAAUGGGUGUAACCCAGAGGAGAAAAUGUCUGUUGGAGGGUUCUAACACUACACCACAUAUUACCCUCCGACUGCAACAUCCCUACCCAUCCUUUGGAGUGCAAGCACUGUCCUUCCCACAUCCAUCUCAUCAUUUUCUGUAGAAUUCUGCAUAGUGGUCUGAAUUCCACACAAGUUUUUUAUUACUAGCCUUCACUGUAAGACAGUACUGUGAAGAAGGACUGAGUAUUUCCUUAGCAAGCAAGUAGGUCAUAAAGAAGUACAAAAACAAGAAGAGACAGCAGUAUACAGAAGUGAAAAUGAAAACCCCCAGAACACAAACAGAUAUUGAAUAAUGGGCAGUGUGCUGGUAGAUAAAAUGUAGUAGACCUGCAAUUGCUGCUGUAGUGUGUGUAGGUGAAGUUAUAUGAAUGGUAAUAAUGCAACCCCUAUUUAUUUCUCUCAUUAAAGAAAUUCCAAAUAUAACUGAUGCAGACUGGUGUACUAACUUAGUCAAGUGUCAUUUAUUUGAGUAUAUUUUGGCAGUUUCCAAAAUUGGGCCUUAGUAGCAAGUUUUUGAUUGUCUUAAGUUUUACUAAAUGAUCAGAGGGCUGAGGAGGGGUUGUUUAGAUGGUAUGGACAUUUAGAGAGGGUGGAGAAAAAUAGGAUGACUAGGAGUCUGUGGAGACAAAGAACUUUGUCCUUCGAGGCAAAGAGGGGAAUGUAUGAGAGUAUAGUUUUACCAACGCUCUUAUAUGGGUGUGAAGCAUGGGUGAUGAAUGUUGCAGUGAGGAGAAGGCUGGAGGCAGUGGAGAUGUCAUGUCUGAGGGCAAUGUGUGGUGUGAAUAUAAUGCAGAGAAUUUGUAGUUUGGAAGUUAGGAGGAGGUGCAGGAUUACCAAAACUGUUGUCCAGAGGGCUGAGGAAGGGUUGUUGAGGUGGUUCAGACAUGUAGAGAGAAUGGAGCGAAACAGAGUGACUUCAAGAGUGUAUCAGUCUGUAGUGGAAGGAAGGCGGGUUAGGGGUCGGCCUAGGAAAGGUUGGAGGGAGGGGGUAAAGGAGAUUUUGUGUGCGAGGGGCUUGGACUUCCAGCAGGCAUACGUGAGCGUGUUUGAUAGGAGUGAAUGGAGACAAAUGGUUUUUAAUACUUGAUGUGCUGUUGGAGUGUGAGCAAAGUAACAUUUAUGAAGGGGUUCAGGGAAACCGGCAAGCCGGACUUGAGUCUGGGAGAUGGGAAGUACAGUGCCUGCACUCUGAAGGAGGGGUGCUAAUGUUGCAGUUUAAAAACUGUAGUGUAAAGCACCCUUCUGGCAAGACAGUGAUGGAGUGAAUGAUGGUGAAAGUUUUUCUUUUUCGGGCCACCCUGCCUUGGUGGGAAUCGGCCAGUGUGAUAAUAAAAAAAAUAAAUAUAAAUAGGAGGGUGUAUAAAUCUGGGGUGGAGGGAAGGAGGGGUAUUGGUUGGAGUCUUCCUUGGAGAGGUUGGGGGGAGAUGGUAAAGGAGACUUUGAGUGAUAGGGGCUAGGACAUCCAACAGGUUUGUGUGAGCAUGCUAGAUAGGAGUGAGUGGAGGCAAGUUGUUUUAUGAUUUGGCAUGCUUCUGGAAUGUGAGCAAGGUAACAUUUAUGAAGGGAUUCAGGGUAACUGUUUAGCCAGACUUAAGUCCUAGAGGUGGGAAGUACAUUGUUUUCAUUCCAAAGGAGGGGUGGGGAUGUUGCAGGUUGAAGAAUCAUUUGACCUGUGAUAUGCAUCUGGCAAGAAUGUGAUCGAAUGAAUGAUGAUGAAUGUGUUUUUCUCUGUUUCAGGUCACCCAGCCUCAGUGAGAAAUGGCGGAUGUGUUAAAAAGUGUAUGUACAGUUUAAAAGAUGAGAAUACUGAAGGCAGUGCCAUUGUUUCAAAUAUCUUUUAAAUGAAAUAAAGAGGUUUAUGUGUAAGUAUGUGUGUGUGUUACAAAUGUCAAAUGUAUUCAGUUUCCUGAGUUCUUAAAUAUGAGUCUGAAAGUAAAUGAUUGUACUGUCAUUGUUGGCUAUGUAUGGAAGUGAACAAGUGUGGGUGUGUUGAGCAUGCAAGUGUUGAGGGUGAAUGAAAGCAUGCAAGUGUUGAGGGUGAAUGGAAGCAUGCAAGUGUUGAGGGUGAAUGGAAGCAUUUAAGUGUUGAGGGUGAAUGGAAGCAUGCAAGUGUUGAGGGUGAAUGGAAGCAUGCAAGUGUUGAGGGUGAAUGGAAGUAUGUAACUGUUGAGGAUGUAUGAAAAUAUGUAACUUUUGAACAUGUGUGAAAAUAUGUAACUUCAGAAUGUAUGAAAGUAUAUAACUGUUAAGGGUAUAUGGAAGUAAGUUUUAAGAAUAUAUGAAAGUGUAUGUGUUGAGGAUGUAUGGAAAUGUGCAGGUGUUGAGGAUGUAUGGAAGUUGAUAACAAGUAUAAUGAACACUUGUCAAUGCUGAGUAAUAACCCAAAUGGAGACAAGCUCAGAAUAUUAAUUGGUUUGUAUAUUUCGAUGCCCUUCUGGGAUUCUCUUCAGCAGAUAUACGAGUGAAAAAGAACAUGAAUACUAUAUAGGGAAGGUUGCACCUCUUUCCGUACAAGGGAGUGUGCGUUGGGGGAUGUGGCAAGUGGUGAGUGGGUGAGAUAACAGGACCUGUAGUGAAGCUAAAGAUUUAGGUAGGAAGUUCUUUUAAGAACAUAAGAAGGAACACUGCAGCAGGUGUACUGGCCCAUGCAAGGCAGGUCCAUGUCUCCUCUCCAGCUUAGACCAGUGACCCACCCAGUCAGGUCACAUCCACUUAAGGAAGGAGCAUGGCAUCUGACCUAGUAGCACAAGCUAGUCAGGUCCAACUCACAACCACUCAUAUAUUUAUCUAACCAAUUUUUAAAACUACACGUUUUAGCUUCUAUGACGGUACUCGGGAGUUUUUCACUCAUCCACAACUCUAUUACCAAACCAGUGCUUUCCUAUAUCCUUCGUGAAUCUGAAUUUUUCCAGCUUGAAACCAUUGCUGCAAGUCCUGUCUUGGCUAGAUAUUCUCAGCAUGCCAUUUGCAUCUCCUUUAUUUAUUCCUGUUUUCUAUUUAUGCACCUGUCAUAUCCCCCCUAAUUCUACGCCGUUCUAGAGAGUGCAGAUUCAGGGCCCUCAAUCUAUUCUCAUAGGGAAGAUUUCUGAUACUUGGGAUGAAGCCAAGGAUUCUGUUAGCUUAAUUGCAGACACUUAUGCAUUGUUGUGUUGGUUUCAGAUUAUGUACUGCUAACCAGAACUCCUAAGUCAAAGCUUUUUGCAAUCGGUAAUAUUAAGAUUACAUUAUUUAGUUUAUAUGUGGCAUGGUUAUUUUCCUGUCCAACAUUUAGAACUUUGUAUUUGUCUAUAUUAAUCCUUUGACUGUCACAAGCCCCUUUCUGAAACUGUCAUUCUGUAGCAAAAUUUUUUGGAAAAAAAAAAAAAAAAAAAAAAAAAAACUUAUGAAAUGAUAAGAGAAUCUUUUCCAGAUGGUAAUGACACCAAAAGUAUGAAAUUUCAUGGAAAACUUACGGAAUUAUGCUCCUGCAAAGUUAGUGGUCUCAGCGACAUAUACGCAUUGGCGAUUUCGCCAAAUUUGAGCCCUGUUUUUGGCCAAUUCCUUUGUUCCAGUUGACCAAACUCAUAGCUAUUUCUUUAGAACUCCAUUUUUUCUAUCAGUUGAGUACAAGAAACUGCCCAUUUACCGAUUUGAACUACCCAAUAAAGUGGUAAGAAAUUGGCAAUGUGGCCAAUUUCACACAAAUUAAAAAGAUGCCAAUUUCAAAAUAGGGUCCAGAAGAAAACAUGUAGACAUUCUUGGUACUAAAAUAACAUAUCCUCUGUUCAUUAGUCACGUCUCUAGGCCCCUCUUAUAUUACUAUUGCUUUCUAUUUUGAUUUUUAUUCAUACAAAAAAUACAAAAUUUACUGUUAUGCAGACGACUGCAUUUUUGUAAAAAUGGUAUACAUAAUAUCAGUGCACUAGUGAAAGAAUAUUAGACUCCCCAGUUGAUGUGUAUUGGACAUGUGGUGUGAUUUGCUUACUCCUGAACGUUGCUAAAAUUCGAACAUUUCUGCUACUUUGAGCUCAAUUUCAAGGUCGUUUUCAUCGUGAAACUAAACAAAAUCAUCUUUAUUUCUGUAAUAUGUUUUCCAUUUUAUCACGUGAGAUCUUGAAAACAAGAAUACAACAAUAAAUACUACAUGAAAAUACACCUCAAAUUCGGCGUUUUAAUCCAAAAAAACAGUCAGUUUUUUUUUUCUCAUUAUGCACUGCGUGCUGCAGGAUUUUUUUAUGUGGUGCACACUGACCACACAGACCCAUUUUCUCACAUGUGGGCCUACCAGCUUUCUUGUGCUUGAUUUGAAGCCUCUAGAAUUAUUGAGUAUAUAUACGUCAGAAACACUGGCUCGUAAGACGUAUAUAUACGACCAAAACAGUCAAAGGGUUAAACUGCAUCUGCCACUUCUCCGACCAUUGCAGCAGUCUGUUCAAAUCCUGGAGUGCUCCAUUGUCCUCAGUAGAAUGAAUUGGAUGGCCUAUUUUGGCGUCAUCAGCAAAUUUGCUUAUGUCGCUAUUUAUUCCCUCAUCUAUGUUUAUGUAAAUUGUGAACAACAAGGGGACCAACACUGACCCCUGUGGAACACUUCUUGUGACAUGCCCCUAUUUUGAUUUCUCCCCAUUUAUGCAAACUUUCUGCUGCCUAUUUGUCAACCAUGCCUCUACCCAGGAUAAAAAUUCUGUGCCUUACGUUUCCUCAAUAGCCUCUGAUGUGCUUUGUCAUUCCUGAUCUUGUAUUAGGUUGGGCACUGGUAUGUACUUCUUGGAAGGGUACAAGUAUUUUGGGUGUAUUGAAAUGUACAAGUGUUUUGGAUUCAUGGAAGUAUACAAGUGUUUGAUAGGAGUGAAUGGAGACAAAUGGUUUUUAAUACUUGACAUGCUGUUGGAGUGUGAGCAAAGUAACAUUUAUGAAGGGGUUCAGGGAAACCGGCAGGCCGGACUUGAGUCCUGGAGAUGGGAAGUACAGUGCCUGCAUUCUGAAGGAGGGGUGUUAAUGUUGCAGUUUAAAAACUGUAGUGUAAAGCACCCUUCUGGCAAGACAGUGAUGGAGUGAAUGAUGGUGAAAGUUUUUCUUUUUCGGGCCACCCUGCCUUGGUGGGAAUCGGCCAGUGUGAUAAUAAUAAUAAUAAUAAUAAUAAUAAUAAUACAAAUGUUGAGUUUGCAUGAAGUAUUCCAGCAUUGAGGAUGCAUGGAAGUAUUCCAGUGUUGAGGAAAUGGAAAUGUGAAUGUGUUGAUGUAUGGAAGUGUACACUUCCAUACAUCAGCAUUUGUACAAGUGCUGAUGUACGGAAGUGUACAAGUGCUGAUGUAUGGAAGUACAUGUAUUUUAAUUGAUGUAAUUAAAAACUGAACAGAAGCUAAGGUGUUUGAGUAUAGAUACAGCAGUUAACCCUUUGGGGGUUUCAGACGUACUAGUACAUCUUACGACCCAGGGUUUUUGACGUACUAGUAUGCCUGAAUUCUAGCGCCCUCAAAUCUAAUGAGAGAAAGCUGGUAGGCCUACAUAUGUAAGAAUGGGUCUAUGUGGUCAGUGUGCGCAGUAUAAAAAAAAUCCUGCAGCACACAGUGCGUAAUGAGAAAAAAAAAAACUUUGACCCUGUUUUUGGAUUAAAACAGCGACUUUGCACUGUAUUUUCGUAUGGUAUUUAUUGUUGUAUUCUAGUUUUCUUGGUCCCAUUUUAUAGAAUGGAAGACAUAUUACAGAAAUUGAGAUGAUUUUGACUGGUUUUACAAUGAAAAGUACCUUGAAAUUGAGCUCAAAGUAGCAGAAAUGUUCGAUUUUUACCAAAGUUCAAAAGUAAACAAAUCAUGCCAGGCGUCCAAUACACAUCAACUGGUGAGUCUAAUAUUCUUUCACAAGUGCGCUGAUAUUAUUUAUACCAUUUCUACACUAAUGCAGUAGUCUGCGUAACAGUAAAUCUUAUUUUUUUGUAAGAAUAAAAAUUCAAAGUGGAAAGCCAAAGAAAUAUAAGAGGGGCCUGGGGAUGUGACUAAUGAACAGAGAAUUUGUUAUUUUAGUGCCAGGAAUGUCGUUCUUGUUUAUUCUGGACCCUAUUCGGAACUUGGCAUCUUUUGAAAUUUGUGUGAAAUUGGCAAAAUUGCUAAAUUCUGACCACUUUAUUGGAUAGUUGAAAUCGGUAAAUGGGUGGUUUCUUGUACUCAUUCGAUAGAAAAAAUGGAGUUUUAGCAAAAUAGUUAUGAUUUUUGUUGACUAAUACACUGGAAUUGGCUGAAAACAGGGCUCAAAGUGGGCAAAAUCGCCGAUGCGUAAACAUCGUCGAAGCCACUAACUUUGCGAGAGCAUAAUUCCGUAAGUUUUCCAUCAAAUUUCAUACUUUUGGUGUCAUUAUGAUAUGGAAAAGAUUCUCUAUCUUUUCAUAAGAAAAAAUAAUUUUUUUUUUUUUUUUGAAAUUUGGCCGACCCUGAGAACAAGUCUCUGAGAGGACCUGUCGACCCCCAAAGGGUUAAGAGACAGGAAUAUGAAGACAGUAAAUACUCAAAUAAUGGAUGUGUAUUAUGUUACAUUUUGGACUUAGUGCACAGCUUUUACCACAGUCUAAUUAGAAAAAGUGAGCUUGAGAAAAGUGGAAAAACCAUAUAUAAACUUCCUGAGAUUUUGCGACGUUUCUUGCACUUUGUAAAAUAACUUUUUACUUUAAGUACAGGCUUUGCAUUGCUUGGAUAAGAUAUUUUAAUCUGGACUUAGUUGUUCCACUCCAUCUAAUUGGAAAGUAAAGGAGUUUUUUAGUGUUGACUCUUCACUUUGGUAACAUAGUUCAUAGCCAUAGUCCCCAGAGAGACCAUUUUAAUAAGUGUUCAAGUGUUUUAUGAUUGUUGCAUACAUAAUUAUAUACUUUAUUCGAAUAUUUAUUUGCUGCCAUGUAUAUGUAUACAGCCUAUAUACAUUUAUACAGUGAUACCUCGCAUAUCUGGCCUGCCAUUAUCCGAAGCUCGCCAAUAUUCAAACAGGUCCUAAAAUUAUUACCGAAACAUCCAAACAGCUGUUCAGAUGUUUUCUGCCUUCUCAAAAACUGGAAAAAGUGCCAAAAGAAAAGUGAUGGCGAAGCCACGGAGCUUGGAACUCAAUCAGUGCAUGAUGAAGUGGUACCUACAGCAACAUGGUAGUGGUAUGAUGGUUCGUGGCACCGAACUUAAAAUGGCUGCAGCUACAGAAAUCCGGGAGGCUGUUAUUCAAGCCUCACCUAUCUGGAAACUCCAUGUUUCCAAACCGGUCUCGGCGCAUAUAGUUUUGACAUGAGAGGUAUCACUGUGCAUGUAUUUUUUUCCCAACAUGCUGGCCAUCUCCCACCAAAGCAGGGUGGCCCAGAAAAGAAAAACACACUUUCACCAUCAUUCACACACAAUCACUAUCUUUGCAUAGGUGCCCACAUAUGACAGUUUAGAUGUCACUCUAAACAGUCAGAAUUAAAUAGUGAUUAUAUAUGAGUGAGGUGAAAGUGUUGAAUGAUGAUAAAAGUAUUUUCCUUUUGAGGAUUUUCUUUCUUUUUGGGUCACCCUGCCUUGGUGGGAGACGGCUAACUCGUUGAAAAUAUAUAUAUACAUGUAUAUAGGUUGGUAGACAGCAGCCGCCCAAGGAGGUACUACCGUCCUGCCAAGUGAGUGUAAAACGAAAGCCUGUAAUUGUUUUACAUGAUGGUAGGAUUUCUGGUGUCCUUUUUUUCUGUCUCAUAAACAUGCAAGAUUUCAGGUAUGUCUUGCUACUUCUACUUACACUUAGGUCACACUACACAUACAUGUACAAGCAUAUAUAUACACACACCCCUCUGGGUUUUCUGCUGUUUUAUUUCUAGUUCUUGUUCUUGUUUAUUUCCUCUUGCCUCCAUGGAGAAGUGGAACAGAAUUCUUCCUCCGUAAGCCAUGCGUGUUGUAAGAGGCGACGAAAAUGCCAGGAGCAAGGGGCUAGUAACCCCUUCUCCUGUAUAUAUUACUAGAUGUGAAAGGAGAAACUUUUGUUUUUCCUUUUGGGCCACCCCGCCUCGGUGGGAUACGGCCGGUGUGUUGAAAGAAAGAAAAAGAAUAUAGUUUUUAUUGCAUUUAUGGAUUUAGAAAAGGCAUAUGAUAGAGUGGAUAGGGGAGCAAUGUGGCAGAUGUUGCAAGUAUAUGGAAUAGGUGGUAAGUUACUAAAUGCUGUAAAAG
Molecule: messenger RNA, 20324 nt
Organism: Cherax quadricarinatus
Lineage: Eukaryota; Metazoa; Arthropoda; Malacostraca; Decapoda; Parastacidae
Gene: pcx
Product: pecanex
Biological process (GO): endoplasmic reticulum organization
Cellular component (GO): membrane; endoplasmic reticulum
Source: RefSeq, a predicted model, not a curated record